Molecule: messenger RNA, 1733 nt
Organism: Siniperca chuatsi (mandarin fish)
Lineage: Eukaryota; Metazoa; Chordata; Actinopteri; Centrarchiformes; Sinipercidae
Gene: hsd17b1
Product: hydroxysteroid (17-beta) dehydrogenase 1
Exons: 8
Coding region: 187-1059 (290 amino acids)
Biological process (GO): estrogen biosynthetic process
Cellular component (GO): cytoplasm
Molecular function (GO): estradiol 17-beta-dehydrogenase [NAD(P)+] activity
Source: RefSeq, a predicted model, not a curated record
UCGCAUACCACACUAUUGGUCACACCGGAUCAAGUGAGGCUGUAGCAGCAAAAGCCAUGAGUGUUUUGAACUGAGCAAAGGACCUAAGUGACCUUUGACCCUGCUCUGAGAUGGAAGUUUGGCCAGACCCUUCCCUUGAGCCCACACUGCUCUCUAUUGAAGCAGAACUUUAGUGAGCCGGGCUCCAUGGACAAGAAGGUGGUGCUGAUCACAGGCUGCUCCUCGGGAAUCGGUCUCAGCCUGGCUGUCCGGCUAGCCUCUGACCCCAACAAAACAUUCAAAGUCUAUGCCACAAUGAGAAACCUGGCCAAGAAGGAACGUCUUCUAGAGUGUGUGAAAGGCCUGCACAGGGAUACCUUGGACAUACUCCAAAUGGACGUGACCGACCGGCAGUCUAUCCUGGAUGCGAGGGACAGGGUUGUGGAGAAGAGAGUGGACAUUCUGGUGUGCAAUGCUGGUGUGGGUUUGAUGGGGCCGCUGGAGGUGCAGUCCUUGGACUCGAUGAGGCAUAUUUUGGAGGUCAACCUCCUCGGUACCAUCCAGACCAUCCAGGCUUUCCUGCCAGACAUGAAGGCUCAGAGCCAGGGCCGCAUUCUGGUCACUGGCAGCACUGGAGGGCUUCACGGUCUCCCUUUUAAUGAGGUGUACUGUGCCAGUAAAUUUGCAAUAGAGGGAGCAUGUGAGAGUUUGGCUGUCCUCCUGCAGCACUUCAAUAUCCAUGUGAGUCUCAUUGAGUGUGGUCCAGUCAACACUGACUUCCUGGUCAACCUGCAGAAGGCGGAGCUUGGGGAUGCAUCUCUCCAACAGGUUGAUACCCGCACACUCAGCCUCUAUGAAAAAUACCUGCAGCACUGUGGCUCCGUUUUCCAAAAUGCAGCACAGGACACAGAGGACAUCGUAAAGGUAUUUCUAGAUGCCAUCCAGUCACCCAGCCCUGCAUUCAGAUACUUCACCAGUGGUGUCGUGCCACCUCUUAGCAAACUGAAGAUCACAGAACCAGAUGGCUCGUGGUACAUCAGUGCUAUGAGCAAAAUCAUUUUCUCAGCUGAGGAACAAUAAUUUUGCACAUCCCUUGUUUUCAACCAGGCCACUGGUGCAGACUUGCUCUUAUUUACUUUAGGCGCAGAAGUUAAUAAUUAGCUCUUUCAUUUUUGAUUUCUGGAGUAAAGUUGAUGCACUCUGACUCAGUGUGUUGCUCUGUGGUUGAAAGGGCAGUAAGGUCAGCGUAUCGUGAGUAGAGUUCACAGGAGGGAGUGACUUCACGUUUCUAUUUUUGUAUGUCACUUAUCAAAAGUUAUAUUCCUUUUCACAAUAUAAAGAUAUGAAUAUAAAAAUAGACCAUUGUCUGGUUAGUGGAGAAAUAUUUGGGAUUAUGUUUUAAGUGAUACAAUAGCUAUUGCAUUCCUCUUGUUUGAUAGUGUUCUUACCACACCGGUUGGCAUGUUUUCACUGGGCUAGGUGUGCUUGUGGACAGGUUUUUACCACAUUUUUUACAACAGGAUUUUCUUAUGUAAUUUUUGAUUGGCUAUUUUAAGCGAACAGGAACAACCUUGUUCUGUCCUUGUUCCAAAGCAUGAAAUGAAAAAAAAAUCUGGCUCCCAGGAAUUUCUCCACUGGCAGCAAAACAAAAAUAUUCAUGAAUUUUACAUGUUGUAUUUCUUUUCUAGUGUCUGCUGAACUGCUUGCCUUAAAAUGCCCCUUGGGGGAUAAAUGAAUAAAGUCUUUGAACUGAA